CUGGGGGACCGGGGCCUUUUGUUUGGAGCAGCUGCAGGGGGUGGGCCCCCGGAGCGGCGAGACCGGCGGCCUUCUCCAGCUCGCUCGGUCCUGGCCGCCCCUCUCAGGGGUUGGGGGGCCACCCCCUGGGCCGGCCUCGCCUCAAACGCCUCCGUCCCGCCCUCGGCCCGCCCGCCGGCCCCGCCCGGCCAGCUAAAGGGGAAGAACUGGCUGGGCCUCCUCGCAGGGCCUAGCCACCUCCGGAGUCGCUGCCACCACCACCACCACACUCCGUGCACCGAACCCCAGGCUGCCCCUCGCCCCUCAGGCCGUCGCCAUGAAGAUCAAGGAUGCCAAGAAACCCUCUUUCCCAUGGUUUGGCAUGGACAUUGGGGGAACUCUAGUAAAACUCUCAUAUUUUGAACCGAUUGAUAUCACAGCAGAGGAAGAACAAGAAGAAGUUGAGAGCUUGAAAAGUAUCCGGAAAUAUUUGACUUCUAAUGUAGCAUACGGAUCCACAGGUAUUCGGGAUGUACACCUUGAACUGAAGGAUUUAACACUUUUUGGCCGAAGAGGGAACCUGCACUUUAUCAGAUUUCCAACCCAGGACCUGCCUACUUUUAUCCAAAUGGGAAGAGAUAAAAACUUCUCCACAUUACACACGGUGCUAUGUGCUACAGGAGGUGGUGCUUACAAGUUUGAAAAAGAUUUUCGCACAAUUGGAAACCUCCACCUGCACAAACUGGAUGAACUUGACUGUCUUGUAAAGGGCUUGCUGUAUAUAGAUUCUGUCAGUUUCAAUGGACAAGCAGAGUGCUAUUAUUUUGCUAAUGCCUCAGAACCUGAGAGAUGCCAAAAGAUGCCUUUUAACCUGGACGACCCCUAUCCACUGCUGGUAGUGAACAUUGGCUCAGGAGUCAGUAUUCUAGCAGUCCAUUCCAAAGACAACUACAAACGAGUAACUGGGACAAGCCUUGGAGGAGGUACCUUUCUGGGCUUAUGCAGUUUAUUGACUGGCUGUGAAAGUUUUGAAGAGGCUCUUGAAAUGGCAUCCAAAGGAGACAGCACCCACGCUGACAAGCUGGUCCGUGAUAUUUAUGGAGGAGAUUAUGAAAGAUUUGGUCUGCCAGGUUGGGCUGUAGCAUCUAGUUUUGGCAACAUGAUUUAUAAGGAGAAGCGAGAAUCUGUUAGUAAAGAAGAUCUAGCAAGAGCUACUUUAGUUACUAUCACCAAUAACAUUGGUUCUGUGGCACGAAUGUGUGCUGAUAACGAGAAAAUAAACAGAGUUGUCUUUGUUGGAAACUUUUUACGAGUCAAUACUCUCUCGAUGAAACUUUUGGCAUAUGCACUGGAUUACUGGUCAAAAGGACAACUGAAAGCAUUGUUUCUAGAGCAUGAGGGAUACUUUGGAGCAGUUGGUGCACUUCUUGGGCUGCCAAAUUUCAGCUAAAAGCAUCAGGUUUAUCUCUGAUAAUAAAUGUCAUCCAAGAGGAACUGAAAACCACAGGCAUAAUUGCUGCAUUAUUUGUCACUGGAAACGAAGGAUAAAAGAGUAGCACUAUUCCUGUUGCUUUUUAAAUGUCAAAAUGGUAAGCUGCUAAAUGUUGCCAUAGUAACAGCAAGAACUCGGUAGCAGGUGAAGUAUUUCUAAUUGAGAUGCUUUCCCUUUUGUAUAUAGCCAGUGUUAAAUCCUUAAAUGCAGUACAGCCUCUGAUUAUUGAGCUUUCUCUCAAAAAGAUUUUCUAUUUAUUUUAUGUAGCCAACAUUGCAGUACUGUAUGCUCAAACAAAUCUUAAAAGGCUCAGAAAUGUUUAUCUCAUAAAAAUAAUUAAUUCUGAAUAUUUGUUACAAGUCUGUUCUAUGUUUUGGGUAUUAGUAAGCAGACCGUAACAUACCCUGUAUCAAAAUUAAUUGAAAUGGCAAUCAAAGAUGAUAAUUUUAUGUGAUUUUAGAAGUGUCAAGGCAAUACUAAUUAUUCAUUGUUGUUUUCCUAACAUAUCCCCCCCCAAAAAGCAUGUUUAUGUGAUCUUUGCCCAGAAGUAUAACCUUUUUAAAAGGAGUACCUUUUUCAAAUGCCAUAAUUUAAUUGAAAUAUUAGCCUGAAUUUUAAAUGAAUCUAGAAAAUGCAGAUAUUUGGCGACAUUGCACUUUCUCGAUUUCAUUGUUAAUCAGUACAUUUACAGUGGUUAAUAUUUUGUAAUUGGAAGCUUAAUUAUUUGGAAGUGCUAUGAUGAGUUCCCAAAGACUCUUCUAAUGAAGUAUGGUUUGCAUGCAUUGAAGAGUUCUUUCUGUGCCACAUUUAUCUCAGGGCCAGACUCAGUCCUUUCUGUCUAAUUAGGUCUGAACCAUCAAAGCUAAAGACUUAAUUCUAUUAUGGACAGCAACAAAAUCACAUUUACUCUAAAUUGAUGUUAUAGAAGUCAGAGUUCUUUUGAAACUGGAAUUCAGAGGCCGUACUGCAGAAUUAUAAAAAGGAUCAGUGUUUUGUACAUCCUGGUAAUAAAAGAAUUAUAAUUCCUAAAUUUACUGUAAAUCCCUUUGCCUUAGAAUUUGUUCUCUAUUUUGAAUCAUUUUUUAUAAUGUUAUAAACCUUUUCAGAUUUUUACUUUGGCAGUAACAUUUUAGAGCUCAGCGACGUCGUUAGAGACUAUUGCUCAUGGCUUUUAUGAAGUAUUGAGGCUUGGGAAGCUAGUCACCUCCUAAAGUUACCAGUAAGUCUGAUGUGCUUUGAAGAACGUACAGCUGUUUCCAUUACGGAGAAGUAUUGCGGUGUUUCCACACAACACAGUUUUGCUCCAUGGAGAACAGUUUUCACUAGACUAUCAAGAGGUGCUUAGAAUUUUCAGAAUCUGUGCUCAAAUACUUAUAAUUCGGUUUUCUUUUAUUUAAAGACAUUAAUAUGAGAACUGGUGAAUAUGUAGAGAAAGUAUGUCAACAUAAUUUUUUAGAAUUUAGAAUAUUUAGAUCUUUGGAUUCAUGUCAUUCAGUAGAUAUUUUGAAAACCUACGACCCCAAAAAAGAUUGCCUUUUAAUUAGAGAGUUUUAGAACUAGUGGCUUUCAGUUCCAUACCCCAACUUCCCCAGGACAAAGUAUUGGUGGACUUGCCUGGCAGUUCCUUGUUCAGCUACUUUAUUUAAAUACGUGGACUCUUAGUGAAGGAAAAGUCAAUGCUAUUGCCAAUAAUACACAUGGUAAUUGACAGGCCUUUAGGAAGUUCAGAAUAUUUGCCAAAUAUUAGACUGCAGGGGUUCCUGAGUUUUUUGCCUUUGUGUGCAAAUGUGAUUGCUGUGUUAUAAGUUCUGGUUUCUGAAAGUUUCAUUUCUGUAAGCGAAAGGAUGCGGCUCAGAGGGAAGUUUUUCCUCUGUGUUCAGCGGUACUUUUGCCUUCUAAGAGUAGCUCAUCACUCUUAGUCUCACCUUGAUUUCUUUUUUCUUUUUUUUUUUUUAAUGUUUUUAUUGAUUUCAGAGAGGGAGAGAUAGAAACAUCAGUGAUAAGAGAGAAUCAUUGAUGGGCUGUCUCCUGCACGCCCCCUACUGGGGAUUGAGCCUGCAACCCAGGCAUGUGCCUGCCGGGAAUUGAGCUGUGACCUCCUGGGUCAUAGGUCGAUGCUCAAUCACUGAGCUACACCAGCCAGGCUCGCCUUGAUUUUUAAGGCUGCAUUCUUGGGUGGAAAGCUUAGCAAAGCAAUAGCUUCUAAAUGUCCUUUGUAACCAGUCUGUAUUAUAUAGAAAAUUUUUCAUAUUUUUUGUGUAUUAUUUUUUUCUGGUUGAGCACUUAAUGCUUUUUAAUCUAUUGCAUUUGAGAAUGUAGUUCAGAAAAAGACUGAAAGAAUAAUCACCAGAAAAAAAGAAUGUGCAUUAUUUUUCAUUUAACUUACUGUGUUGUGGUAUGUACUAGUAUAAGCAAAAUACUAGAAACAUGUUGCCUUUUGUAAUAAUACUCUUUGACCUGUUUAAGAUGAUUUGCCAUGAAAUGUCAAUGAUGUCCUAUUUCCCAGUAAGUUGGUUUAUCUUACUGUGUUUUAUUCUCACACCGGAGGAAUUCAGCCAACUUUGUUUUUUCAUCAGAUAAUCUCACAAAAUGGUAUGCUUUGUACUACCACUACCUGUUUUCAGUACUGAGCCUGGUAACUGGCAGACCCAAGAAAGAAUUUUCUUCCUUUAAAGUGUUUUAAUAGCCUAUAUUUUAAAAACUGUUGUGAAAAGUAACUCAUCACAGCUUUUGAGUAAUUUCCACUUUCAAAAAGUUCCGAUGUCUUCAGCAGUCCCUGUUGUUGGGGUUGUCAGUCUUGUGUGGUCAGCGGACGUGGGGUCAUAAUUUGGUUUUGUAUUAGAAAUAGCACCGGUCACUGGCCUAACUUCUUUAAAUGUUUUCUUUAUUUGUAAAACAAGGACAUUGAUUUGUCACAGUGGGAUCAUCAGUUACCAUCAAGUUCCUGGGAAAGGCAGGUACUUGCCUCAUGUGGCAGCGUCUGCAGUGACUGACCCAGUCGGUUCAGAUGCUGGCCUCAUGUCUUGGGAUGUAUUUUAUGUGUAUAUGUUGAUAGGUACUGGACUUGAAUUCUCACCCAACCAAUAGGAUGGUAUUAGUUAUUUAUCAUGUUAUGUUACUGCCUAUAAUGAGCAAGUAGAUGUACCUUAAACUAAUAUGAAGGGAUACAUACAUAUAUUAAAGUGUGUAAACAUAUCUGGAAUUUUUGUUGUGUUAACUUCAAAAUUAUAUGUGCAUUAUUAUAACUUUAUUUACAUUCUGGCCCUUACUAUAAUCAAAGAUUAUUUUUCUUAAACAUUUUCAGUCUGCUUGCCACAGCUGCCACUAAUUUUGUGUUUAAAAGAACUAAUGAGGAAUGUAUUUUUCAAAGGCAUAAAUGAAGGUCAAAAUCAAGAUUUUGAAUUAUAUAAAUAUGCAACUAAAUUUUAAUUCUAAAAUAGUGCUGUUUUUCUUUUUUUGCUAUUUCUUAACAUCUUUCACACGUUGCAGUGCUUACAGUUCCAGUAGCUAUCAAAGGGCACAUCUGCUUAACAUCAUUUGUAAAGUAUGAGUAGAUAAUGCAGAUGGUUUGAGGUCACUUGAGCCUCGCCCCCCUCUGCAUCAUGGCUGCUGUGCCUGCAGUCAGCAGUUGUCGCAGGUGUGAAGCCAUUUUGAAAUCUGCCGGUUUUUUUACGAGGUGCCCUUUUUAGUUUACAACAUUUAGAAACAGCAGGUAACUCUGCAGUCUCCUUGUCCAAAUAUAAUGAAUGGAAUUAGAUGUAAGUCAUGUUAAGAUGGUUUUAUCAUUUUUUAUACAUUGUGUGUUUUCACUUUUUUGACUUUUUACUGAAGUUCAAUGGCAUUUGUCUUAAUUCUGCCCAGUUACUGACCAAAUCAUAAACAGAUGUUUGUGUGUGUUAACUUUACUUCUACAAGCCAUUUCAGUUUAAGUUGCCUUAUUCUCUCAAGUUGUUCUUGUCAAGUUGUCCUUGUCUAAGCUUUGUCAUGUUGGAAUCCUAACACUGAAUCUGAUGUAAAAAUGUAUGAUGUGCUACAAAUUUUAUUCAUAACAAACUAAGUUAUAGCCUAUUGUAACCUAUAAGACAUUUUUUGUAAAUUGUCUAAUUUAUUUUUUCAUUUAUGUACAGUUUCUUAUGUAAAUUUUUAGACUGUUUGUUGUGGCCUGUUCUGGAAACAUUCUCCUCCUCUUCCUUAAUGCUUAUUUGCAUGAGAGAACCUUGGGUUUGGCUGUUUGCACUGUAGGAUUUGGCUGGUUUGCACUCUAUGGCCAUGAAGCCAACUUCAGCAUUCUGCCUUCUUUUCUGUAGCUGGACUUUUUCUAGUUUUGUUCAUGUUCUAAAUGUUAAAAUCAUGCUUAUUUCCUACUUUCCAAAUAAAUUCACUAAGUUGUUUACUAUGUG
Molecule: messenger RNA, 5871 nt
Organism: Myotis lucifugus (little brown bat)
Lineage: Eukaryota; Metazoa; Chordata; Mammalia; Chiroptera; Vespertilionidae
Gene: PANK3
Product: pantothenate kinase 3
Exons: 7
Coding region: 317-1429 (370 amino acids)
Biological process (GO): coenzyme A biosynthetic process
Cellular component (GO): cytosol; nucleus
Molecular function (GO): pantothenate kinase activity; ATP binding
Source: RefSeq, a predicted model, not a curated record